Molecule: messenger RNA, 1541 nt
Organism: Paramecium sonneborni
Lineage: Eukaryota; Ciliophora; Oligohymenophorea; Peniculida; Parameciidae
Source: the annotation of a GenBank genome assembly
AUGAAUAAUUCCUUUUGUUAACGAAAUCUUUUACAAAAUUUUGUUUUGGAUAGUGGAGUAUACCGAAUAAAUGCUAAUCAACCAAUUUUGACAUCUAGAUAAUCAAGAAUACCAUCAUUUAAAAAAGCUCAGCCUGUUUCAACACCAUCUUCUCCGAGAGAGUAAAAAGCAAUGUGGAAAACAAAUAUUUGCUUUUAAAAUGAUUAAUCUUUAAUUUCUAAUAAAGAUAAAAGUCCAGAUUCAAAAAGUUAAAGGAAAAGUAUUAGUCCUUAACUAUAUUCAAUAACUCGAAAGCCUAUUUAAUUAUAAUUAGGUGCUGUUGAAAAAGUGUUGAUUCAGCAUCCUAAAUCAAAAGAAAGGAGAAUUAUUAGAAACUCUAUAUACUCUAGACCAACAUCAAGAUUAAUAGAAGAUACUCGAAUAGUAUAAUAGGCAUCAACAGAUAUUGAAAUUAAUAGAAACAGUUUUAAAUAUCAUUAUAUACUUGGAAAAGGGGGAUUUGGGAAAGUUUGGAAAGUUGAAUUAAUAAAAGCACGUAAAUUGUAUGCAAUGAAGGAAAUGAGUAAAGCAAAGUAAAAUAUAUAAUUAGAAUAGGGUAAUGGCUAAGAAAUCUGUAAAUUCUGUAAUGAAUGAACGUUUAUUAUUAUGUCAAUUAAAACAUCCUUUUAUAGCAAAUAUUCAUUAUGCUUUUUAGGAUAGAGAACAUUUAUAUUUAGUAAUGGAUUUAUUAACUGGAGGAGAUCUGAGAUAUCAUAUUGGUAAAAUGAGAAGAUUUAGUGAAUAACAUACAAGUAAUAUAGAUUUCAAUUAAAAAUAGAAUUUAUAAUUGGAAGUAUUCUUUUAGCUUUGGAAUACUUACAUUCUAAUGGGAUAAUUCAUAGAGAUAUAAAACCUGAGAAUAUUGUAUUAGAUAAGAAUGGAUACCCAAGACUUACUGAUUUUGGUAUUGCAAGAAUUAUAAAACCUGAAAAUUCAUAAGAAACAAGUGGCACUCCUGGUUAUAUGGGUAUUAUAUUUGAAAUAGUUUAAUAGCUCCAGAAGUUAUGUUUAAAUAAAAUCAUAAUAUAGGAGUUGAUCAUUUUGCAUUGGGUGUUAUGAUGUAUGAAUUUAUGAUGGGUAAGAGACCUUAUCUUGGAAAAACUAGAAAAGAUAUAAGAGAUGCUAUUAUAUCUAAAUAAAUACAUUUAAAAAAAAAUGAUUUACCUUUAGGUUGGUCAUUAGAAGCAGCUGAUCUUACAAAUUAAUUAUUGUCUAGAAAACCUUAAAUUAGAAUUGGAUCAAGAGGAACUGACUAAAUCUGUUCUCAUUAAUGGUUUGAAGGAUUUCCAUGGAAGAAUUUAUAUGAUAAAUAAUUGCCUUCUCCUUUUAAAAUUAUUAAGUCUUGUGAGUAAAGUUAUGUUAGAGAAAUUUCAUCAGAACAUGAUUCAUUAGAUUAAGAAAUUUAAGAGAAUUCUGUCUUAUUAAGAUAAGAAACUAUUCAAAAUCUCUUUAUUAAUUAUUCAUUUAUAAAAGAACAAUAAAUUACACUUAAGAGAUUCUGA